ACCGGCUCCGUGCCGCUAUCCCCGCGUCUCCACCCGGCUCGAGCUCAGCGCAGCCGAGGCAGUCCCCGUCCUGCGUGGGGCGCCCGGGGCCCCGCGGCGCACCAUGGGCGCUGCCCACUCGGCGUCCGAGGAGGUGCGGGAGCUCGAGGGCAAGACCGGUUUCUCCUCGGACCAGAUAGAGCAACUGCAUCGGAGGUUCAAGCAGCUAAGCGGAGACCAGCCCACCAUUCGCAAGGAGAACUUUAACAAUGUACCUGACCUGGAGCUCAACCCGAUCCGAUCCAAAAUCGUCCGUGCCUUCUUCGACAACAGGAACCUGCGUAAGGGGUCCAGCGGCCUGGCCGAUGAGAUCAACUUCGAGGACUUCCUGACUAUCAUGUCCUACUUCCGGCCCAUUGACACUACCCUGGGCGAGGAACAAGUGGAGCUGUCUCGGAAGGAGAAGCUGAAAUUUCUGUUCCAUAUGUAUGACUCGGACAGUGACGGCCGCAUCACCCUGGAAGAGUAUCGAAAUGUGGUGGAGGAACUGCUCUCUGGAAAUCCUCACAUCGAGAAGGAGUCAGCUCGGUCCAUCGCCGACGGAGCCAUGAUGGAGGCUGCCAGCGUGUGCGUGGGACAGAUGGAACCGGACCAGGUGUAUGAGGGGAUCACCUUUGAGGACUUCCUGAAGAUCUGGCAGGGCAUCGACAUCGAGACCAAGAUGCACAUCCGCUUCCUCAACAUGGAGACCAUUGCCCUCUGCCACUGAUCGUGCAGGGAAGGGGUGGCUAAGGACCAAGGUUCAGCCCUUUGUCUGGGCUGCUGUGACAAUCAGUAACCCUUCAGUUAGCCUCCCUGUGUGGUGUGGCGUGUGGAACUCCGAUGUUUUUAUCUCUAAUGGUGACAAUAAAGGUUUCCUAAUGA
Molecule: messenger RNA, 903 nt
Organism: Rattus rattus (black rat)
Lineage: Eukaryota; Metazoa; Chordata; Mammalia; Rodentia; Muridae
Gene: Tesc
Product: tescalcin
Exons: 8
Coding region: 104-748 (214 amino acids)
Molecular function (GO): calcium ion binding
Source: RefSeq, a predicted model, not a curated record